GGCGGUUGGUGUUGCUCCGAAUUAAGGCAUCCCCGGUGAAUUUGUGAGAUGGAGAACGGCAAGCUUUGCAAUGAAGAUGAUGAAUUUGUGGCCGUAGAGAUGAAGGAAGAGGUUAGUAAAGAAAUGAAGAGUUGGUUUGUUGGGGUGAUGAAAAUGGACAAGUUGGGAUGGGAUCAAUUCAAAUUAUGGGCAUUAGGAAUCAUCACCAUGAUGAUUCUGUUUUGGGUUUUUGCAUUGCAAUUAGCAAGGAUGCGUAUGGGGCCAACCCCUAUCAAGUAUGACAAUAAUCAACCUAAUUCCCAAGAUCUUUUUCCACCUCCAAGGCUUUACAAGAACCAAGGAUAUCUGAUGGUUUCAUCCAAUGGAGGAUUAAAUCAAAUGAGAUCGGGUAUUUGUGACAUGGUUACAAUAGCAAGGUAUUUGAAUGUCACACUUGUGAUUCCUAAAUUGGACAAAACAUCGUUCUGGAACGAUCACAGUGAGUUCCAAGACAUAUUUGAUAUGAAUUAUUUUAUUCAGUCUUUGAGGGAUGAGGUUCGCAUAGUAAAAAAGUUGCCUCCUCGGCUCAAGAAGAAAGUGGAGAGAGACUCACUCUAUUCCAUGCCUCCUGCUAGUUGGUCUAACAUGUCAUAUUACUACAACAGGGUGCUUCCCCGUUUUAUAAAAUACCAAGUGGUGCAUUUCAGCAAGACCGACAGUAGGCUAGCUAACAAUGGCAUUCCUGAUGAGGUCCAGAAGCUGCGGUGUCGGGUCAAUUAUGAUGCUCUCCGAUUCACUGCUCCGAUCCAGCGGGUGGCUCAAAAGAUUAUGGCCCUUCUCAGGGAAAACGGCCCUUUCGUAGUACUUCAUCUCCGAUACGAAAUGGACAUGCUAGCAUUUUCUGGCUGUACCGAGGGCUGUAACGAGCAGGAGGUAGCAGAACUUACCAAUCUCAGAUAUCGAAUCCCAUGGUGGAAAGAGAAAGAAAUCGAUCCCAAACAGAAAAGAGAAGCGGGGUUGUGCCCUAUGACACCAGAGGAAACAGCACUAACCUUGAGAGCAUUCAAUAUCAAUCCAAACAUCCAAAUAUACAUUGCAGCUGGAGAUAUAUAUGGGGGAGAGAAGAAACUGGCAGGUCUAAGAGCAUUUUAUCCAAAUCUAGUGAAGAAAGAAACGUUACUGGCAAGGACAUCGGAGCUGAAGCCAUUCCAAAAUCAUUCCAAUCAGAUGGCAGCGUUGGACUAUCUGGUUUCCUUGUAUAGUGAUAUUUUCAUGGCCACCUACGGAGGGAACAUGGCCAAAGUGGUGGAGGGGCAUCGGAGAUACUUGGGAUACAAGGUAACCAUCAGUCUGGAUAGAUUAAUGGUGGUGACUCUCAUAGACCAAUACAAGAAUGGAACACUUAGCUGGAAGGAAUUUGCUGAAUCGAUGAAGGCCGCUCAUGCAAAUCGUAUGGGAGGCCCUAUUGAUCGGGUGCGGAUUCCUGGUAGACCAAAAGAAGAGGAUUACUUCUACACCAACCCACAGGAAUGUUUGCCAUAAAUAAUAUGUAAUUAGUUCCAAUUAAUAUAGGA
This is a messenger RNA of Rubroshorea leprosula, 1553 nucleotides long. The record is from the annotation of a GenBank genome assembly. NCBI's taxonomy places the organism in Eukaryota, Viridiplantae, Streptophyta, Magnoliopsida, Malvales, Dipterocarpaceae.